CCCAAAUAGGAGUAAAACAAAGGCAAAGUGUGGAGCCCUAUUUAUUUUUCUCAAAGCUCCUCGUUCCUCUCACUCUCAGUCUCGCACUCCCAGAAACAACAAAAUGGCACUAAGCACUUCAGUCAGAUGAAAACCCAGAUCAUGCUACGAAACCUCGCUUGCAACAUUGCUUCAUCUCUCUGAAACGCUCUUCCUCCGAUUCUACCCUAGAAGAAGAAUGUUUAUGGUGCAUUUGUUUAUAUCUUGGAAAUCUUUUGAAUUAAGGGCGUUUUACAUUUGGGUGUCUGUAGCAAAAGUAACAGUUCACUGAUUAUAAAUGGCGCCAAGGCCCAAUCCAAAAAUAGCAGCGGCCCUCCAGGCAAUGACAGCGUUUGGGAUUCCUGAAGCAAAAGUGAAACGGGUGCUUAAGAAACUCCUAAAGUUGUUUGAUAAAAACUGGCAACUUAUCGAGGAAGAGAACUAUAGAGCUUUAUUGGAUGCUAUAUUUGAAGAAGGCGAUGAUUUUGAGGAGCCAGAACCACAAAAGAAAAACAAGAGAGUAAAUGAAGAAGAGACGGAGGCUGAGGAAGCUCCAUUAAAUGUUGAAUCUGCUCGACCUUUGAAAAGAUUGAGAUUAAGAGGACAAGAGAACAGUUCCCCUAGCUCAGCUUCUUCCCCAUUGAAGAAGUCUAACAUAGAAAAGGCCACAGCACUUGAGGGCGGCUCUUCACAGCAGCCUCGAAACAACGUAGUGUCAUCCGAUGGAAAUGGAAGGGUUGCAGCACGUCCCAUGCGCGAUGCUAGUUUUGACAGGGGAAAGCAACCUGCAUCACCACAUGCUUCUUAUGAAUUUACCGUACCUAAAUCUGAGCCCGUUGACGAGGAAGAUUAUGAGCGGCGUCCCCUUGCAAUGGUUCCCCCUGAACCAUCAAGCUUAAGGCGCUAUUCAAGGAAGAAUGGUGUUACUGAAAAGCAAGGUGCCCAUGUCUCCAUGACACCAUCACACCAUAACACACAUAAAGAAGUGGUUUCUGAUGUUGUGAUAGCCUCUUCAGCUCAGGGAGAAGUAAAACUUUCUCUUAGCUGCAGCUCAGCUCUUCAGGGACCAGAUUUCCGCAUGCCUACUCAAGAACAACUUCUAAAGAUGAUAGAGGAUAAAUGUCUGCGAUCAUAUAAAAUCAUCGACCCAAAUUUUUCUGUCGCAAAAAUGUUGAGAGAUGUAUGUGAUUGCAUGUUGGAAUUCAGUACUGAUUCAAACGAUAACUCACAAGAAGGUUCAAUGCCAAAAUCAAGCAUAGAUGUGUCAAAGGAAUCGGAGGUUGAUGGCACACCCGCCAUUGGGGGCAGUAAGGAUUUGGACACAGGUUCUCACUCAUCAAAUGGAUCAAUCCAAGUUAAUUCUUUUUCUGCCUUGGUUUCACCUCGAGGCCCCUUUUCACCAGCCCAUCAGAGCAGUUUGGAUGAUGCUGUACUGGUUUCCGAGAUGAACAGGACAAAUGAUAUUCCACAAAGUGAUGUUAGAAUGCAGCCGGAGGAUCCCGUGUCUCCAAAUUCACUCAGUUUAGUAGUUGUUCCACAUCACCAAUCUACAGAAGAUCGUAUAAGGUCUUAUCAUGAUGUUAGUGACCUUACAAAAGGAGAAGAGAAUAAUCAAAUUUCAUGGGUGAAUGAGUCAUCUACUAACGACUUUCCACCACCUUUCAACUACAUACCCCAAAACCUUGUGUUCCGAGAUGCUUAUGUUAACAUUUCUCUAUCUCGUAUUGGGGCUGAAGACAGUUGUUCCUGUAUAGGAAGUUGUGUCUUGUUGUCAGACACACAUUGUGCCUGUACAUGUAAAACUGGGGGUGAAUUUGCAUAUACAGCUCAAGGCCUAAUUAAGGAAGAAUUUUUGGAACAGUGUAUUGCUAUCAGUCACAACCCUCAACAGCAUUGCUUUUAUUGCAAAGAUUGUCCACUUGAAAGGUCAAAGAGUGAUGGUUGUUUGGAACCAUGUAAAGGACACUUGAAGAGAAAGUUUAUUAAAGAAUGUUGGAGCAAAUGUGGCUGUGGGAAACAAUGUGGAAAUCGCGUUAUUCAGCGAGGAAUAACAUACAACUUGCAGGUAUUUUUCACAUCCGAAGGAAAAGGAUGGGGACUUCGUACCUUGGAGGAACUGCCAAAAGGAGCAUUUGUGUGUGAGUUUGCUGGAGAAAUUUUAACCAUUAAAGAGUUGCAUGAGAGGAACAUUAAAUGUGCUGAAAAUGGGAAAUCUACUUACCCAGUUCUACUGGAUGCGGAUUGGGAUUCAACAUUUGUGAAGGAUGAAGAAGCUCUGUGCUUAGAUGCAGCGUCCUUUGGCAACAUUGCUAGAUUUAUCAAUCACAGAUGUUCUGAUGCAAACUUGGUUGAAAUCCCAAUUCAAAUUGAGUGUCCAGAUCGUUACUACUAUCAUUUCGCCCUUUUUACCACCAGAAACAUAGCAUCACAUGAAGAGCUCACUUGGGAUUAUGGCAUUGACUUUGACGACCAUGAUCAACCUGUCAAACUGUUCCAGUGCAAAUGUGGCAGUAAGUUCUGCAGGAAUAUGAAGCGAUCAAACAGAUCCACUAGGUCUGCGUUAAUUGCUGGAUGAUAGACAUGCUGCAUUGAACCAUUUUGUGGUCUCAUCCAGGUCCUUGCUGAGUCAUAACAAGACCCAGCUUACUCCAGGGAUGCAUGUUUUGGUUUUUUUUGGGAGCUUAUUACCGUUGGUGGUUGAGCUAUAGUUACUUUGUAUAGCUUUAUGGGAAGUAUUAGGCAGUCUUAUCCAAAAAAGACAAAUGAAUUAACUUAUUUUGGUCCUUCGUUAAUAUAUGUAGUUUAAUCUUCAGUUUGGAGCACCGUUAAGUAUAUGUAACUAACUGCUGUGUCGCACAUGAAGAUAUAUCAUGUUGCGAAAUUUUAUUGGCAUAUGUUUCUUAGUUUUGGA
Medicago truncatula (barrel medic) is the source of this 2929-nucleotide messenger RNA. RefSeq names its product probable inactive histone-lysine N-methyltransferase SUVR2. NCBI's taxonomy places the organism in Eukaryota, Viridiplantae, Streptophyta, Magnoliopsida, Fabales, Fabaceae. Gene Ontology annotation, cellular component: nucleus. Bases 317 to 2593 code for a protein of 758 amino acids. The transcript is spliced from 11 exons. Gene Ontology annotation, molecular function: protein binding; histone methyltransferase activity; zinc ion binding. The record is from RefSeq and is a predicted model, not a curated record.